CUUCUCCACAAGACCACAACAGACAUACUUAACUGCACAGAGCGGCGAACGAAGCUAUAUCACUGUCGCACAGCAUAUUUCCCACCGCCCUCUACACCGCCGUUUCCUCCACCGACUUCCUCACCAUCCGUCGUGCCGGAAACAGCAACGGUGGUGAGUUUAGUAGCUGAGAAAUUGUUUGAAUCAAAACCUUAACAUUAUGAAGAAGCGUCAGCAUGUUGCUCCUACUUCUGAGUCUAACUCGAAAAGGAAAAAGAAAGAAGAUAAAGGUACGAAAAAAAAGAAAGAAGGUAGAAGGGUGGAGAAAGAGACAAAUGUUGAGAUCAUUAAAUCUGUGAACUUGCUGGAGGAUGACCAUGAUGGAGAAGGGUCUGACAUUGAUUCUCCUAGAAGCAAUGUUGUGGGAAGCUUGCAGCAAAAUUAUGAUGACAAUGAUUCUGGAUUAAUAGAAGGUUCUGAGACUGAAGAGGACAAUGAGUUUUCUCAUUCAGAUGAAGAGGAUAUUAGGACAAAUGGUGGAGCCACAUCUGAGGAUUCAGUGGAUUUGAGCUCUUUUGAUUUACAUUUGCAACAUAAUUUAUCAAAAGAAGAGAUUGACAGCCAAAAGAACUUGAAAUUCAGCUGGGAUGUACCAGUUAUCGGUGUCUCAAAUUGCAAAUGGAGAGGAACUGGCGAAAAUAUCUUGAAGGAUUUUAAUAUCAACUCCUGUCCUGGUCUGAAGGAAAAGUUAUAUGAGCAUUGGAUGGAUGUCUCUAAGACAUCUGGAGGCAAGGAUAUUAAUUCACCAAAACAGAAGAUGUUUUUCUCCCUUUGCAGCAGCUACCGGGAUAUACUUUACUGUAACAAGAGACCAUUCUAUCUAAAAGGCCUCGAAGACACAAGCAUCAUGGAUGCAUACAUAAUGCAUUCUCUCAAUCAUGUCUUCAGAACUAGAGAUCGUGUUAAAAAGAAUGAUUCCAAAUUGGCUAGGAUUGAAGAGGGUGCUGAUACUGAGAGAUUCCGAGAUCAAGGUUUUACUCGUCCUAAGGUUUUAAUUUUGUUGCCAUUUGCAAAUAUUGCAUAUCGUGUUGUAAAGAGGCUUAUACAACUUACACCUUCGGCUUACAAGGUCAAUGUUGAACAUAUGGAUCGUUUUUCGGCUAAGUUUGGAGAUGAAGAAGAUAAAGGUGACAAGGAAAAUGGCGAGGAGCUUGAAAAUGCAUACCCUCAAAAACCGGAUGACUAUAAAGUACUUUCUCCCUACCAUAACGAGGAUGACUUUAUGAUUGGCAUAAAAUUUACUAGGAAGACAAUCAAGUUGUUCAGUGAUUUCCAUACCUCAGACUUUAUUAUUGCUUCACCACUUUGUUUGGUUAAUAAAAUUGAAGAGACUGAAAUCAAUAAGGAAAAAGAUGUAGAUUUUCUUUCGUCCAUAGAGGUUCUUAUUAUUGAUCAUGCAGAUGUAAUGACAAUGCAGAAUUGGUCUCAUGUGCGUCCAGUUAUUGAACACUUGAACCGCUUACCAUCUACGCCGCCCAGAACAGAUGUUAUGCGCAUUAGACCAUGGUAUCUUGAUGAGCAAGCCAGAUUUUACAGGCAGACAAUAAUUCUGGGUUUUUAUUCAAAUCCAGAGAUCAUUACUUCAUUCAAUCAUCAGUGUUCUAAUUAUGAAGGGAAGGUGAAAUUGAUGUGUGAAUAUAAAGGUGUUCUGCAAAAAGUGCUCCCUAAAAUUCAACAGGUUUAUGUACGGUUUAAUAUAGAGUCAAUAGUAGAUGCGGAUGAUGACCGUUUUAAUUAUUUUGUUAAGGAGGUUUUCCCAAGAAUAAAAGACUCUGAUCAGGGAGGAAUCAUGAUAUUUGCCAGUUCUUACUUCGAAUUUAUUCGAAUCCGAAAUUUUUUGAAGUCCCAGAAUGCCUCCUUCUGUCUGGUUGGGGAGUAUACAACAAAUCAGGAUAUUUCUCGUGCACGUGGUUGGUUCUUUAAAGCGGAAAGAAAAAUUAUGCUUUACACAGAAAGAUGUCAUUUUUACCGCAGAUUUCCGAUUCGUGGGGUUAAGAAUUUAAUCAUGUAUUCACUCCCAGAGAGGAAGGAGCUUUACCCUGAGAUUGUAAAUCGGCUUGACGGGUCUGAAAACCCUCAGUGCACUGCCCUUUUUUCACGCCUCGACAAGUAUCGGCUGGAAAGAAUUGUUGGAACUACUCAUGCAACAAAGAUGGUGGCAACAAAGAAGGUGGCUUCGGAGAAACCAGUUUUUGUUUUUUGCGAUUAGAAUUAUGUUGUACUCCAUAGUUGCGCAAAGCAACUCGAGUAUGUUGUGUCAUAUUUAUAUGCUUUUGUAGUCCAAGAGGCUCUUUACAAAGAUAUCAACGAGAUUAUAAAGACUUAUAUUUGGUUUUUCUGAGGAAGCUUGAACUUGAAGAAUGAAAUGAUAGUAAUAGCUCUUACUGAACAAAAAUCAUGGAGGAUAACUCACCCCCUUGGGAGUGUUUUUUCUUAUCCACCUUGGUUUAUUCAACUUUAUGUAGUAUGCAUGCAGAAGUAAUUUGAAAGGCACAAAAAUAUAGAAUUGCCAGGGUCAACUCACAAAAUACAUUAGGAGUUCAAUACACACAAGCUUGGUAUAAAAUAUUUAUUUCUAGGAAUUUAUUAUUGUAAUGAAUGAAAUAUGAAAUCAGUUGAUUGGUCUUUAUUUA
Molecule: messenger RNA, 2672 nt
Organism: Medicago truncatula (barrel medic)
Lineage: Eukaryota; Viridiplantae; Streptophyta; Magnoliopsida; Fabales; Fabaceae
Product: U3 small nucleolar RNA-associated protein 25
Exons: 24
Coding region: 200-2248 (682 amino acids)
Biological process (GO): maturation of SSU-rRNA from tricistronic rRNA transcript (SSU-rRNA, 5.8S rRNA, LSU-rRNA)
Cellular component (GO): nucleolus; small-subunit processome
Molecular function (GO): U3 snoRNA binding; rRNA binding
Source: RefSeq, a predicted model, not a curated record